AUUUGCUAAAGGUCACGAUCCAGCAGCAGAAGCCCAGACAAGAUCUCUGAAGAUGCAGCUUCUUGUGAGACUACACCAAAAACGGAGAAGAAGAAGACAAAGAACUCCUGGUGCAAGAUAGGACCUGGGAUGCCUCUGUUCCCGAGGGACCUGGCUGACCUGUUUGGCUUGAGGCCCCAAGUGCCAAACCCCGGCCUUGGCAAUGGAGGUCUCGGCCCCCGGCCAGCUCAGGGGACCUUGGCCCAGGAGCCGCGGAGCAGCGCUGGCCCCAGGGUCACUGCCAGGGAGGCCAAGGCGAAGGCUGAGCAUGGCUCAGCCUCACAAAAAGGCCUCCCACUGAGCCGGGCCAAGGAGCUGGGUCAUCCCAGCAGUCCUGGUCUUAGCAGUGACAAAGAGAUGAAGGAAGGCUUUAGAAAGAUCCGUGCUGCAUUGUGGCAGUUGGCUGAAGAGCACUUAGAGCCAGAGGACAUAGAGCAUAUAAUGGAAGGGAUUAAGAAUAGAAGAAAAAAUAAUAGAUUCUUGCAGCUUCCUGAGACAGUUGAGCCUGGAGAUGAAGCAAGGAUUAGCCUACCACCUAUCGAUGGCACAGCUUCUGGAGUGCAGAAAAAACACCCUGGUGGUGCCUUGAAGAAAAAGGUCUUGAGAAAGCAGGACAGCGUGUCCUUACCGCCCAUCGUCCAUGGGGAUGCCAGCGUCCCAAGCAACUCCUCAGUUCUGCAGCCGUGUUUUCUGCUCUCCCAGCAAGGGCUGUCUCUGCGUGGCAGUCAGCAGCUCGGUGCAGUCGUGCUGCUGCUCCCAGCAGUGCCCGAUGGCUCCUCGCUGCCACCAUCCCACGGGCUGCAAUGCCAGGAGGGAACAAGCAGUGCCUCCUGUGCCACCCAGCAAACAGAGUGGCUGUGUGCAGCAGAUGACAGGCACGAGGGGCUGCCUGCAGCAAAUCCACAGCAGAUGGUCCCUCGUGGCUCUUGUCUCUCCUUUGUGGGUAGCCUGCCUGUGCUGUGA
Molecule: messenger RNA, 1002 nt
Organism: Taeniopygia guttata (zebra finch)
Lineage: Eukaryota; Metazoa; Chordata; Aves; Passeriformes; Estrildidae
Source: RefSeq, a predicted model, not a curated record